ACACAUUUGCGUUACAGACUUACAGUUACACUUUGUAUCAUUUUCAAGCUACUAAUCAAUGCUUAUCUCCACUGCUUAACUCAAUUCCACUAUCUCUGUACUCCUCAAUUCUCUUCAUAAUGUCCCAAACGACGCCGUGGAGAGACGAUCCGACAAGCUUCGUCACCGACGGCGUCCGAAUCGGCGUUGCGGCCGCUCCGCCGGCGAUGCCAACAGUCCCUCCGGCGGUUCCGUACGGUGGAGGUGUUGACCGGAACUGGAAGUUCCACGCGGUGGAGUUCUGGAGAGGCUUCGCGGAGAUGAGUGUGGAGUUUGGGAAAGGUGUUAGAGAUGUGAUGAAACAGAGUGUGAUGAGAGAUGACUCGUUUCUCGUUAAGAAUUUCGGACCGCCUGUGAGGAAAGUUCGCAAGGAAUUGAAGUUUUUGAAUGAGUAUUUACCCGAAGAUCGCGAUCCUGUUCAUUCAUGGAGUGUGAUUUUCGUUGUUUUGUUCUUCGUUAUUGCAGCACUCUAUGUAAAUACUGAAUGUGACGCAACCAGUCCUUUGGUAAAGAAACUGUAUAUACAACCAGCUAAUGCUACUCGUAUACUGUUACCGGAUGGUCGACACUUGGCUUAUCAGGAGCAAGGUGUUCCAGCUGCCAGCUCUAGAUUUUCCAUAAUUGCCCCGCAUUCUUUUCUCUCAUCCCGGCUUGCAGGAAUACCUGGUAUUAAGAUAUCACUACUGCAAGAGUUUGGUGUGCGUCUAAUAACAUAUGAUCUUCCGGGGUUUGGCGAGAGUGAUCCUCAUCCUAACAGGGACCUCAAGUCAUCAGCAGAUGAUGUGUUAUACUUAUCAUAUGCUGUGGGCGUUACUGACAAGUUCUGGGUGUUGGGAUAUUCUGGUGGAAGCUUGCAUGCUUGGGCUACGCUUAGAUAUAUUCCUGAUAGAGUGGCAGGCGCAUUCAUGGUUUCCCCAAUGAUUAAUCCAUACGAGCCAAGCAUGUCCAAAGAAGAGAAAAAAAGAACCUGGAGCAGAUGGACUCUGCAAAAGAAAUUUAUGUACUUCCUUGCUCGAAGAUUUCCUAGAUUUCUCCCAUACUUCUAUCAUCAUGGCUUUCUUUCUGGAAGUGUUGGCCAAAUUAAUAAGUGGCUGUCAUUGUCACUUGGAAAGAGGGAUAGGGAUUUUAUAGAGGAUGAAAGGUUUGCAGAGUUCUGGUUGAGGGACGUGGCAGAAUCAGUUCGGCAGGGAAAUGUAAAACCAUUUGUGGAGGAAGCUGUCUUGCAGGUUUCAAGUUGGGGUUUCCGCCUCUCAGAGCUCAAAGUACAGAAGAAGCGAAAGGGAAGAGGCAUCAUCUUUUGGAUUACGUCGAAGUACAGUCGAGUUGAAGAAGAAUUGAUUGGCUUUCUUGGCCCGAUACAUAUAUGGCAGGGGAUGGAAGAUAGGGUAGUUCCUCCAUCAAUGACUGACUUUACUCAGCGUGUUCUGCCUGGGGUUAUGGUGCACAAACUCCUAAACCAUGGCCAUUUCACCUAUUUUUAUUUCUGCAAUGAAUGCCAUAGACAGAUAUUCACUACAUUGUUCGGAAACCCUCAAGGUCCUGUGGCUAAUAAUGAUCACACACUCAUAGAAAGAGAUAAUGAAGAUACUGAAGAUGUAACUCUUGGCGAUUCACCACAGGUGGAGACCGAUCUAUAGUUUAAUAUCAGAUUUGAUCAUAUACUAUAGGCUGCCAUCACAUAAAGAUAUUGUUAGCGUCAUUUUGCCUUUUCUUCCAUCUUUAAAUAGAUUUUACAGUCAUCAAAACAGUGCGAGCACAACUCAAUUCUUAACCAGCAGCUGCUGUUGGUUGAUAUCAAUUGCCUCCGUGGGGGUAUGCAUUGUGGAAGAGAACUAGAAACAAGGGAGCUGGAGUAAGAUGCAGAAUGGACUGCUUUAGUUGAUAUAGAAAAAUUGUGAUGACUAAUGACUACCUGAGCAUGUUAUAUAUCUAUGGAAUACAAAAACAAAAUGUUUAUAAUCCAUUAGCUCAAUGAUACCAGUGAAUCAGUGAAUAAGAACUGACCAAGGUGUUCAUGCUCUGUUUUCAAUACAAUACACGUGUUCAAUGUCUUACAUGUUUCAA
Messenger RNA from Daucus carota subsp. sativus, 2103 nucleotides. RefSeq lists its product as uncharacterized. Bases 120 to 1676 code for a protein of 518 amino acids. The record is from RefSeq and is a predicted model, not a curated record. The transcript is spliced from 6 exons. Lineage: Eukaryota; Viridiplantae; Streptophyta; Magnoliopsida; Apiales; Apiaceae.